CCGCCCCCCUCACCGCCCCCCUCACCGCCACCGUUACGUACCCACCGUUACGUCACUUAACCGCCAACACAUUCAACUUUGGUCACAUGAUCGACUCACCCCUGGCCGAUGACGACGCCAAUAUCUCAGACCCCAUCCCCAGGCUGCAGUCAUCAAACCACUACAGCCACAACUACAAUAUUUAUAAUACUAACGACGACGACGACGAAGACGAUGAGCUCUCCAGCACAGCCAAAGCCGCCCUGGUCGGGUGCACGGUGGUGGGGGUUAUGCUGGUGGCCAUCCUGUGUUCCUGCCUCCGCUCCUGCACCCCGUGCAGCAGCCCGUGCAGUCAGCUGUGGCCGACCCAGACCACGACGGGCACCGACACCACAGUGGUGGACGCCAACUCCAGCUUCAUCGUCUCUCUCUCCGAGACUGGCUGCGAGCUCAAGGAGAGAGAUAUGAGACCAUCGUUCUCAGAGGCCACGAGUGCCUUGGCCAGUGACAUCACCAGCUGUGGCGGGAGGAGAAGCGUGGAUAAACGGAGGGUGUCUGCUGGGGAAAAUG
This is a messenger RNA of Aplysia californica (California sea hare), 549 nucleotides long. RefSeq lists its product as uncharacterized. NCBI's taxonomy places the organism in Eukaryota, Metazoa, Mollusca, Gastropoda, Aplysiida, Aplysiidae. The record is from RefSeq and is a predicted model, not a curated record.